Messenger RNA from Triticum dicoccoides, 852 nucleotides. RefSeq names its product phylloplanin-like. The coding region runs from base 57 to 581 and encodes 174 amino acids. The transcript is spliced from 2 exons. The record is from RefSeq and is a predicted model, not a curated record. NCBI's taxonomy places the organism in Eukaryota, Viridiplantae, Streptophyta, Magnoliopsida, Poales, Poaceae.
CACAACAUCCUCUCACACAUACAACAACAACAGAUCGAUCGAGCGGAUCCAAGCCAAUGGCAACCAAGAGCCUUCUUCUCGCCGCCCUCCUGGUCCUCGCCGUCAGCCUGGCGCCGCACGGUGCGGAGGCGGCGGGCAAGCAGCCGCCAUUAGCAAUGAUCUCCGGCGUGGUGCCAUGCAGCGCCGGGAACUCCAUCAACGCAGCCGCGGUUCCGCCAUUCCCGAACGCUGCUGUGCAGAUGGUGUGCGGCCGUGAUGUGAUGGCCAGCGCGACGGCGGACCGCAGCGGAACGUACACAAUGAACAUGGGCCCGGCCACCUCGUCGCUGCUCGCCCCUCUACUCGGCAACCAGUGCAAGGUGGUGGUGCUCACCCCGUUGGCCGCAUGCAACGCGUCCCUAGCGAGCGUCACCGGAACGUUGACCGCACCCGUGCAGCUCCUGGGUAUUGACAGUGGCAGUGGCAGCGGCAGCGGCGGCCUCGGGGGGCUUGGCGGCCUAAUUGGCCUCAUUGGCCAGAUCGUGGGCGGCCUCCUCGGCGGCAUCCUUAACAUCAUCCCAUUGCCCUUCUCUGUCGUCUAGAUGCUUGACUACAACCGGCGUGUCGAUCGACGAUAUGGCGAACCUAAAUAAUACUCCUAUACUACAGUACUUGCCAACCUACCAAAGUAUCCAAUGGUCAAAGAUUUCCGCGUUAUUUUUAUAUGUAAAAUCUACUCAUGUGGUAUGUGUUACCGCUUCUAAGAAGCACAAAAGUAAGCAUAUCACGUAAUACUCCGAGUGUGUGUCGUGUGAUCUAUGUUCGUUUGUGAAAAAUAAAGCUAUGUCUGUGAUCGUACUAUGUGAUUAAUUA